Messenger RNA from Cuscuta epithymum, 1956 nucleotides. Lineage: Eukaryota; Viridiplantae; Streptophyta; Magnoliopsida; Solanales; Convolvulaceae. The record is from the annotation of a GenBank genome assembly.
ACUUUUUAAAUAUUUUUUAUUGUGCAGCUAAAAAAAAUCAAAUUUCAGGGUUUAUGCUCAAACCUCUUGAAACUGGUUUUCGAAUUUGAUGUAUUUGUUUUUGAAUGUACAGUUUCUAGGUUUUAGGUUGUUGCGCUGUUAGUUACUACACUAACUUGAAUUUUAAACUCAAAUUUAAAAAUAGAAAAUUUAGACUAUAUGGAUCCUCUGAUCCUUUGUUUGGUCCUAUUCUGCUUCUUUUGAAGAGAAUUUUCAAUAUAGCGAUGAGAAUUGGGCGUAGGCAUCUCCUAACAGCUCUGUAAGGAGUUAUAAAGCAGCUUGUUUCUCUAUCCUGGCAGUCCUGUAGUAUCCUGCUCGCCGUGCUUGGUGUGCCUGCCGAAUCAAUAAUUGAAAUAUUAGCUGAAACUUUAUUUUUUGGUUGGAGGAAUCUAGAGCAUUAACAAUUACUAAAAGCUGUGUGAGGGAGUUCCAAAGGGGAGACAAUGGACUACAUGAAUGGGCCAGGAAGGAACCAUCUUUUUGUUCCAGGACCUGUCAAUAUCCCGGAACAAGUUAUCCGUGCAAUGAACAGAAACAAUGAGGACUAUCGCUCGUCUGCCAUUCCUGCACUGACAAAGACUCUACUCCAAGAUGUGAAAAAGAUCUUUAAGACUACCAGUGGGACUCCAUUCCUGAUCCCAACUACAGGGACUGGAGCUUGGGAAAGUGCACUUACAAACACUCUGUCUCCUGGUGAUCGGAUUGUGUCUUUCCUUAUCGGGCAGUUCAGUUUGCUGUGGAUUGAUCAGCAGCAGCGUCUCAAUUUCAAUGUUGAUGUGGUCGAGAGUGAAUGGGGACAUGGGGCAAAUCUUGAUGUUUUGGGAUCAAAGGUGGCCGCAGAUUCAGCACAUUCCAUCAAGGCUGUUUGCAUUGUACACAAUGAGACUACAACCGGAGUUACAAACAACUUGGCUAUGGUUAGAAAAUUGCUUGAUCACUAUCACCAUCCAGCUCUCCUUCUUGUUGAUGGUGUGUCCUCCGUUUGUGCAAUUGAUUUCCGGAUGGAUGAAUGGGGUGUUGAUGUGGCAUUAACUGGUUCACAGAAAGCUCUGUCACUUCCUACGGGGAUAGGAAUUGUCUGUGCUAGCCCUAAGGCUCUUGAUGCCUCCAAAACUGCAAAGUCGGUCAGAGUUUUCUUUGACUGGAAUGACUACUUGAAGUUCUACAAGUUAGGGACUUAUUGGCCAUAUACCCCUUCCAUUCAACUUCUUUAUGGGCUGAGAGCAGCUCUAGACCUUAUCUUUGAGGAAGGACUUGACAAUGUGAUAGCAAGGCACAAACGACUGGCUACCGCAACUAGGUUAGCAGUGAAGGCUUGGGGCUUGAAGAACUGCUCCCAGAAGGAAGAAUGGUUCAGUGACACAGUCACCGCUGUAAUUGUUCCUUCAAAUAUUGAUACUACAGAAAUCAUCAAAAGGGCAUGGAAACGAUACAACCUAAGCUUAGGUCUAGGACUCAACAAAGUUGCUGGAAAGGUCUUUAGAAUAGGGCAUCUUGGUCAUUUGAAUGAGUUGCAGUUACUGGGCUGUCUUGCUGGAGUGGAGAUGGUACUAAAAGAUGUUGGUUACCCAGUGAAUCUGGGCAGUGGAGUUGCAGCAGCUUCUUCUUACCUGCAGAGCACCACUCCCAUGAUUCCAUCUAGAAUUUAACUCAAGUGUGUUGUAUAUUUGUUUCUUCAUCUUCCUUACUACGCUCUUGCAAUAUUACAUUCUCCCUUCACUAUUUGAAGCACUUGUUCCUAUGGAGUCACUGUGGUGUAGUGGUAAAUGGUGAAACACUUCCUGCUUGGAGGUGUACUCAUUACUUUCGUAAGAUCCAAAUUUAGACCAUUUCUUCAAGGGAAAAAACUCUUGUUUAUUCUCACUAAUUUUUUGUUACACCUAUGACCUAUCUAGGGAAAAAACUCUUGUUUAUUCU